Molecule: messenger RNA, 486 nt
Organism: Suillus subaureus
Lineage: Eukaryota; Fungi; Basidiomycota; Agaricomycetes; Boletales; Suillaceae
Exons: 7
Coding region: 1-486 (161 amino acids)
Source: RefSeq, a predicted model, not a curated record
AUGUUGUCCGCCAUUUUCGCUGUCACUGUAUCAUGCACCAUCAUUAGUUUUACUCCUAUUAUGAUUUCUUCUUCUACGGCUAUCGUGAUACCAGGCUGUCCCCAGAGCUUGGGCAGUUUCUCAUUCUUCAUGCCGUUUGUCCUCUUGUUUGUGUUCCAACUUGUACUGAUAUCCCUCACACUCGUGCGUGUCAUACAGAGUUGGCAGUUGGUCAAGGGCCCUCUGUACGCCAUCUUAGUGAAGCAUAACAUAUUCUACUAUGCAUGCGGUCUGCUUCUCUCGGCUAUCAAUGUCCUUGUGCCGCUGCUGCCGCUUUCUGAUUCCCUAACUGACCUCGUCCCUGAAGAUUUUGAGGUCUUUAUCCUUGCGAUUCUCGCUACGCGCAUGCACCUCCAUCUCUGGCAUAUAGAUCAGCACGUGGAUGAUUCUGACACCGUCGUGUGGAUAUCUAUGUCGGACAUGUCACCUGCAGACCGUGCGGUGUAA